Staurois parvus is the source of this 331-nucleotide messenger RNA. Lineage: Eukaryota; Metazoa; Chordata; Amphibia; Anura; Ranidae. The record is from the annotation of a GenBank genome assembly.
GGAACAAGUGACAAGGGAACUAGAGAGCAGAAAGUCUUGGGAGGAAUGAAGAGAAUGAUUUGGUUGAUAUUUUGAGACUAGAUUAGUGAUGUAGUUAGGGGCAGAAUUGUGGAUGGCUUUAUAUGUUGUCUUUAAACCAGGGGCGGACUGACAACUCAUGGGGCCCCCGGGCAAUAGGGGAUCAUGGGGCCCCUGUGUCCUUGCCCACACUCAAAGCACACCCAAAAAAGCCUAUAAAAGGUACCAGGGGCACUUCAUAGGGCCCUCUACUGACCCCGGGCCCUCGGGCAGCGCCCAAGGUCAGUCCGCCCCUGCUUUAAACAGCUCUGUG